Mollisia scopiformis is the source of this 2760-nucleotide messenger RNA. Its product is annotated as QDE2 protein. Lineage: Eukaryota; Fungi; Ascomycota; Leotiomycetes; Helotiales; Mollisiaceae. The transcript is spliced from 3 exons. The coding region runs from base 1 to 2760 and encodes 919 amino acids. Gene Ontology annotation, molecular function: protein binding; RNA binding. The record is from RefSeq and is a predicted model, not a curated record.
AUGCCCCAGCGUCCAGGCCAUGGCACGCUUGGGAAGAAGUUACUAGUCUACGCCAAUUACUUCAAAGUCAACUGUCCUAAAGACCUGUUCCUGACUAGAUAUAACAUCGAAAUCAGUCCAGAGGCCAAAGGAAAGAAGUUGAGCCGAGUGAUUCAUCUCCUUCUUGAGAUGCCCGAGUUCGCUGGAGAGACCAUUGCGACUGAGUGGAAGUCGUUCAUUGUCUCUACCAGACCAUUGAACAUUCCACCAGAUUUUACCACUCAGAUCCGUUAUAUGGCGGAGGGGGAGGACGAACCUCUGGAGAGAUUCACCACUUACUCCGUUCGACUGGUGACUCCUCUCUCGUUUUCAGUCUCCAACCUCGUCAACCAUCUUGCGUCUGUCGAACCUGGCCCUGGUUACGAUCAAAAGGCCGAGAUCAUCCAGGUCUUGAACGCUGUUCUGGGCCAUCAUCCCCAAUCCCAUAAUGGUGUCGUUUCCAUUGGCCAAAACCGACAUUUCAGUUUGGAUAGGGCUCAAAGCAACGCCAACAACAUUAAAGUACUGGGCGGUGGACUGGAAUCACUUCGUGGCUACUUUCAGAGUGUUCGCCCUGCUACCGGAGGUCUUCUCCUUAAUGUCAACGUCACUCAUGGCGUGUUCAUUGAGCCUGGCUUGCUCAGUCUUCUGUUUCCCAAGUUGGGCACCGGGAACAAGAUCACAUUGAAUAAGAAGAUGAAGCUUGUUCGUGUUCGCGUCACCCAUAUCCCGCCCAAAAAGAACAAGAAGACCAAUGCAGAUAUCCCCAAAAUCAAGACAAUUUCCGGCCUCGCUCACCCUCAGGACGGUCGAACGUUGGCACACCCUCCACAAGUUCAAUCCCAGGGCGCGGGGCCCAAGAACGUCAAAUUCUGGCUCGAUGCACCCCCACCUGCUGCCAAGCCUGUCGGUAAGGGCAAGAAGUCUCCAAGAUCGUCUGGACAGGCUCUUCCAUCAAACACGUACAUCAGCGUGUUUGACUACUUCAAUAGAAGAUAUCCGGCAAUUCGAUUGGAUGAACGUCAUCCAGUUGUCAACGUUGGAAAUCGAGAGAACCCGAGUUACCUUCCUGCUGAAGUCUGUGUGGUACUUCCCGGACAAACAAUCAAGCGCAGACUGAGCCCCGACCAGACUGCCAACAUGAUCUUGUUCGCAUGCCGCAAGCCAUGGGAAAAUGCGAACUCUAUCAUUGGUGAUGGCAGAGAGGUGUUGGGUCUCAAUCGCUCUGCCGACUCUAUGGCAUCCAAGAUGGGCUUGGUCGUUGCCGCCACUCUGUUGACAGUUGCAGCUCGAGUGUUGGCUUCUCCUCAAAUCCUGUACAAGUCGCCACAGAACAAGGAGAUGACAUUGUCUCCUCGAUUUGGUUCCUGGAACAUGGCAAAUAUCAAGUUUCACCUCGGCAGCAAUCUCGGCCCCUGGACCUACAUAUACUUCACGUCGAACAGAGGUUACGAUCGAUUCAAUGAAGCUGAUCUCAACCGCACCGUCCUGAACUUCCAGGCUUUCUUGACAAAAUCUGGAAUCAACGCUGGAGGUCUCAUCCAGACACCGCCUCCUCCAACCAUUCCACUCUUUGAUGGUGAAGAGGCUCGCAAUGAUGCCACCAUCAAUCAAAUUUUCCGACAAAUGCACCUUGCUCAGAAGGGACCAAAGCCUCGAUUUGUGCUCUGCGUCCUUCCCUACAACGAUGUUGCCAUCUACAACAGCAUCAAGACUGUGGCGGAUACCAGAGCUGGAAUCCAUACCGUCUGCGUCGUUGGUCAGAAGCUUAUGAAGGAUCAACGCCAAGACCAGUACUUCGGAAAUGUCUCCCUCAAAUUCAAUCUUAAGGCUGGCGGCAUCAAUCAAGUCUUGGCUAAAGACAAGAUGGGCGUCAUUGGCGAAGGCGAGACCAUGGUCGUUGGUAUUGAUGUAACCCACCCUUCUCCUGGAUCGAAGGAGAGCGCACCGAGUGUUGCUGGGAUUGUAGCCAGCGUCGAUAAGUUCCUUGGCCAAUGGCCUUGUGACUUCAACAUUCAGGAAAGCCGAAAGGAGAUGGUUUCCGCUCUUGAAGGCAUGAUGAUGUCUCGUCUUGCUUUAUGGCAGAAGCACAAUAAUGGCAAUCUGCCAAAGGCCAUCUUGAUCUAUCGAGACGGUGUUUCUGACGGACAGUACCAACAUCUCUUAGAUCAAGAGCUUCCCUUGAUCCGCAACGCAUGUCGGCAAAAGUAUCCUGCGGAUGCCACAAAGCAAGGUUUCCCGAAGAUAUCCAUCAUCGUCUGUGGAAAGCGUCAUCAUACCCGUUUCUAUCCCACCACCGAGGCUAAUGCAGACCGAUCAUCCAACUGUGAACCAGGCACUGUUGUCGAUCGUGGAGUGACCGAGGUGCGCAAUUGGGACUUCUUCCUCCAACCUCAUGCAUGCCUGCAAGGUACUGCUCGCACUGCGCACUACUAUGUCAUCCUUGACGAGAUCUUCCGGAGCCGAAGAGUCAAACCACCUCAUCAAAACCCUGCUGAUGCUUUGGAGGAAUUAACUCACAAUAUGUGCCAUCUCUUCGGUCGUGCCACAAAGGCUGUCAGCUUGUGUCCUCCGGCAUACUAUGCUGAUCUCCUUUGCACUCGGUUGAGAUGUUACUUGUCUGACCAAUUCGACCCUAAUGACACUUCAGCUACCCCAAGUGUUGCUAGCGGCGCCACCACUCAAACCAAUCUUGACAUCAAGAUCCCCGACAAUCUGAAAGACUCGAUGUUCUACAUCUAG